Gaeumannomyces tritici R3-111a-1 is the source of this 1743-nucleotide messenger RNA. RefSeq lists its product as hypothetical. The coding region runs from base 1 to 1743 and encodes 580 amino acids. Lineage: Eukaryota; Fungi; Ascomycota; Sordariomycetes; Magnaporthales; Magnaporthaceae. Gene Ontology annotation, molecular function: DNA-binding transcription factor activity, RNA polymerase II-specific; zinc ion binding. The record is from RefSeq and is a predicted model, not a curated record. The transcript has 6 exons. Gene Ontology annotation, biological process: regulation of DNA-templated transcription.
AUGCAAGCCCUUUCUACCUGGCCCCAGACGCAGCUGGGCAGCCUAUCCGGCCUGUUGUCUAGCGGCUACGAGGCCAUCCCCCAAGACCCCACCAGCACCCACAGCGCCGUCUACAGCUUCGUUGACAGCGACGAGUUCAUUUAUGACGGUAGCGAGUGGGACGACGACAUCACCCGCUCGGACAAAAAGGCGGACGAGACUAACAAUAGCAGCCUCGACAAAUGGGGCGACUACUCGGGGUCCUGGGAGAGCCCGUCCGCAAAACCGGCCGGUCCGAACCCCAAGAGCAAGGCCAGCCCAAAGAGCCGCAAAUCACAAUCUCCUUGUGUUGUCAUCGAGAUCCAGCAGCUCCAGGCGAACGCCCCGGGCGUCGGCUUUAUCCCUGACGCCUGCCGCGCGCGUGAAGCCAUUUCGACUUGGCUUGGGCGGCGCUUGCUCACCAACAAUGUUUGCGCAGGGCACUUCGAACAUGCACCGGGGCUGCCGGCUCAUGUCGGUGGCUUUAAGGCCGAGCGGUUUAUGUGGGCAGCCAACCUGGCGUGCGAGGGCCGCUGGGCAGACCGCAAGGUGAGCAUGCCCCUCUGCUGGCCAGAACGAUGCCGACACGGACAAGCUUCACCUACCGCCUGCCUCCUGUGCCAGGCGCGGUGCAUGCAGUGCGACGAGGGAAAGCCCGGAUGCGCGCGAUGCGAGAGGAUGCGAAUCAACUGCCCCGGCUAUGGGGAGUCGCAGAAGAAACGCAGGGGAUCGCCACCAAACAAAAAUACAGCGCGACGGCAAGCGCAGGGCGACGCAGGCGCCCGGAAGCAGCCGGUCCCGUUCGUGGGCCAGCGCUGGGUGGCGUACACGGAAAAGCUCGAGUCGCGGUGGCGCCACAUGUCGACGUGCCCAGACGAGGCGUUUGAGAACGACGGCAAGUUUACCGUCAUGCUGCCGACGCCCUUUGGCACCAUCCCCACCUGCGUCGAGGUGCCCAUCGCGGACCGGGCCCGGGCCUUCUUCCUCGACAGCUACGUCAGGGCGCCGACACGGCCAGGCGAGCGGGGGUCCAACUCGUUCAUCCUGUCCAUCCUUGGCAGCGGCAGCAUCGUGCCCUGCUUCGAACACGCCUUCCGGGCUGCGUCACUCGCUGCCCUGUCGACCCGGCUGUCUUUCCGCCGCCCGAGGGCGCAGGCCCAGGUCGAGUACAUCCGCGCCAUCCGCGCCGUCAGCGACGCCAUGCAGAGCCUGGCGAGGGGAGAGGAGAGCAAAACGCAGACGCUGGCAUCGGUGCUGCUGAUGGCAAUAUACGAGACGCUCGCCUGCCCCAGCCAGCAGAUAGACGCCUUUGAGGCGCACGUCAGGGGCGCGGUGCAGCUCAUCAAGCUGCUGGGCAUGGAGAAUCUGCAGACUCCGGAGUGCAAGGAGAUGUUGAUACUGGCACGAGGCCUCAUACUCGCGCUCAAAGUCCUGCCCGGGCACGAAACCUCCUUCACCGACACGCUCAUGCAGUCGCUGAUGCCGGUAGGGUACCACGACAUGCUGGGCCAACUGGGCCUCUUGAUGGCGAGCCUAGCCUGGCAGCGCGGACGCAUGGUGCAGGCCAUCGAAAGCGGCCAAUACGGCCCCGGUGUAUUUCUGGACGCCGCCGACUCGUUUGAGCGCGGCGACACCAUCCCCGAGAUUCUUACUCGCAUGCGCACCUCGACGUCCGCCGCUCCCGGGUACGGAGCUCCCUGCACGCCCACCCAGGACGGCGUGUAG